GCCGCGCACGCUCCGAUCCGAGCACAGUUCUCUUCGCUUUUCUUUUCGUUUUUCUUUUCGUUUUCGUUUCGCUUACCCACGGUACCAGUGAUUAAGAUCGCGGGAUUACUUUGUCUCCUGCUCCGUCUAGCGAACACGUGUCGAAGGAUUGAGUUCAUCGAAGGAGUAAUUAUAUCUGUGGAAGAAACUAUCACGAGGAAUCAGGAAGUGAAGUGAUGGCACAAGUGAUGCAGUAUCAACAGAUGUGCAUGCCGACAAUGUCUCCGAUGCCAGGCAUGACGCCAAUGUCUGGCCUCUCAAUGCCGAUGCAUCAACCCGCGGCUAUGGACUACGGAAGUCCGGGCAUCCAUUAUCAGCCGUACAAUCCUGCAUUAGGCAGUCAUCAUCUUCAGACCAGCCAAUCCAGCUACUGGUACCCUGGAUCCACGAGUCACGGUCAAAUUACCGAGCCGCUGACGCCGGCAGCGUACACGAUGCCAAGCGUACCAAGCAGCACCGCUUCGUGGACCACUCAAACGCAUCUCAGCCAGCCUCAGUUAACAACGAUCUCGGCGAUUCAGCAUUAUUCUUUGCCUCCAAGUCCCGCCGAACUUCCACCAAGCCCUCAGGAUCACCCUUCCCCGUAUCAGUGGCCGUUAACACCUCCAGCCGAACAUCAUUUGCUUGGCACGGACGAGGUUGGUAAAGCCGGCAGAAAAUGCACGAGAUGUCGAUGUCCAAACUGUCAGACGGAUAGCGGAGCUCAGUUGGGAAUCGACGGCAAGAGGCAACACGUGUGUCACGUGCCUGGAUGCGGUAAAGUGUACGGUAAAACCUCUCAUUUGAAGGCGCAUCUCAGGUGGCACACCGGCGAACGACCUUUCGUUUGCAACUGGUUGUUCUGCGGCAAACGAUUCACCAGGAGCGAUGAAUUGCAGCGUCAUCUUCGAACACAUACAGGCGAGAAGAGAUUCGCUUGUUCAACGUGCGGGAAAAGGUUCAUGAGGAGCGAUCAUUUAACGAAACACGUGAAAACGCACGAGAAUCAGAAGAGAAAAAGUUCCACGGCUAAGAAGGAAUCCAAUAAAGAGAAUUCGUUGAUCGCCGCGCCCAUCCAGAAUUCGUAUCCACCGACCGGCGGACAGUACACCAUGAUUUAGGAUUAGAAAGUCUCCAAAUUAUUAGAAUCGAGAAAGAAUAGUUUACGCUGUGCUAAACUAACACGACUGAUGGAUCACAGUGUGUCCGUCCUUGUAAAUAGUUGACCAAUGUUCC
Messenger RNA from Osmia bicornis bicornis, 1254 nucleotides. RefSeq names its product transcription factor Sp3-like. The record is from RefSeq and is a predicted model, not a curated record. Gene Ontology annotation, molecular function: RNA polymerase II cis-regulatory region sequence-specific DNA binding; DNA-binding transcription factor activity, RNA polymerase II-specific. Gene Ontology annotation, biological process: regulation of transcription by RNA polymerase II. Lineage: Eukaryota; Metazoa; Arthropoda; Insecta; Hymenoptera; Megachilidae. The coding region runs from base 216 to 1139 and encodes 307 amino acids. The transcript has 2 exons.